GUUCGAACGUCCCCGCGCACGCGCUCUCUGUGCACUGCCUCUUUUAUGUCUCGCGCUGCUGGCCGCCUCCCGGUUUCGAGCAACACGGAACAACAAAUGUGAAAAACAAACACAAACAUUAUUUUUGACUUCCCACACGACCGUCUGAGUGAGCACUCCCUCCCUUUCAUAAAUGAGCCAUGGCGGUAAACUUCGGCAAGAUCGUCGUGGGGAUUUAUGUGGAGAUAAAGCGUAGCGAUGGACGAAUACACCAGGCCAUGGUGACCUCUUUAAAUGAAGAUAAUGAUAGUGUCACCGUGGAAUGGAUAGAAAAUGGAGACACUAAAGGGAAAGAGAUUGAUCUGGAGUGCAUAUUUUCACUAAAUCCAGAUGUCGCUCAAGAAGAGGAGAUUUCUUUGAGUCCUGUUACCCCUCCUCCUCCUCCUACACCCAGUUCUGUAAAGGUUAACAAAAUCCCUAAGAAUCGUAGAACUAUUGCACCGGGAAGGAGUGAAAUCCCAUCAAGAGACAACAGAGUCGGCUCGACCCGGGCACGGCAGGCCCAGCAGCAGCCAGAAUCAGCGCCCCCUCCACCAGCACAACAGCCGACACAGAGCCAGACCCAAAGUCAGCUAACUCAACUGCAAAACGCGAGGAGGAAGUCGAAUUGUGUGAAGGAAGUGGAGAAGUUGCAGGAGAAGCGCGAGAGACGCAGGUUACAGCAACAGGAACUGAGGGAGAAGAAAGCACAGGAGACUGAUACAACGAUUCCAAACUAUGAAAUACUGCAGAUGAUCAGAGACUUCAGAGCAAGUCUGGACUAUCGACCCUUGACCACAACAGAUUUGAUUGAAGAACACAGAAUAUGCGUGUGUGUGAGAAAACGUCCCCUGAAUAAAAAAGAGUUGACUGUAAAGGACCUAGAUGUGAUCACUAUUCCCAGUAAAGAUGUUGUCAUGGUUCAUGAACCAAAACAGAAGGUGGACCUGACUCGAUACUUAGAGAACCAAACGUUUCGCUUCGAUUACGCCUUUGAUGACAGCACAACAAAUGAAAUGGUUUACAGGUUUACUGCAAGACCGCUUGUGGAAACUAUCUUUGAUAGAGGAAUGGCCACAUGUUUUGCUUAUGGCCAAACUGGAAGUGGGAAAACACAUACCAUGGGUGGAGAUUUUUCUGGAAAGAACCAAGAUUGUUCAAAAGGAAUCUACGCAUUAGCUGCUCGAGAUGUUUUUCUCAUGCUGAAGAAACCAAACUAUAAGAAGCUGGAUCUUCAAGUUUACGCAACUUUCUUUGAAAUCUACAGCGGAAAGGUAUUUGACCUGUUGAAUCGCAAGGCUAAGCUUCGUGUGCUUGAAGACGGGAAGCAGCAGGUGCAGGUGAUUGGGCUUCAGGAGCAUGAUGUCAGAUGCACUGAGGAUGUCCUCAAACUGAUUGAAAUGGGGAACAGUUGCAGAACAUCAGGCCAGACUUCAGCCAAUGCCCACUCGUCCCGCAGCCACGCCGUUUUCCAGAUUAUUCUGCGAAGGAAGGGCAAGAUGCAUGGCAAGUUUUCACUAAUCGAUCUGGCUGGCAAUGAGCGUGGAGCAGACACAUCCAGCGCCGAUCGUCAGACUCGGUUGGAGGGAGCCGAGAUCAACAAGAGUCUUUUGGCUCUGAAGGAAUGUAUCAGAGCUCUCGGCCGUAAUAAACCCCACACCCCAUUCAGAGCGAGCAAACUCACACAGGUCCUUAGAGACUCAUUUAUUGGAGAAAACUCCAGGACAUGCAUGAUCGCCACCAUCUCUCCUGGUAUGGCCUCCUGUGAGAACACGCUGAACACUCUGAGAUAUGCCAAUCGAGUAAAGGAGUUUGGGAUUAGCCCCUCUGACAUCCCCUUCUCUCAGGGGGGAGGAAACCGCUCUGAACUCUCUCCCACCAACGAAGUGAAAGAGUUGACUGUGGAUCCCAAUGCUGUGACAGAGGGUGUCCGACCCAACGCCAUCAACCAGCUGGACAUCAUGGAUGAGGAGUGGGAUCUGGGCAACUCCCCUCAAAGAGAUGACCUCAAACUUCUCUGUGAACAAAAUGAAGAGGAAGUUUCUCCUCAGCUCUUCACGUUUCAUGAAGCUGUUUCUCAGCUGGUGGAGAUGGAGGAGCAGGUGCUGGAAGACCACAGGGCUGUGUUUCAGGAGUCUAUCAGGUGGCUUGAGGAUGAGAAAGUUCUCCUGGAAAUGACUGAGGAGGUGGACUACGACGCGGAAUCAUACUCGUCUCAGCUGGAGCAGAUUCUUGACCAGAAAAUUGAGAUCCUCAUCGAGCUACGAGAUAAAGUGAGGUCAUUCCGUUCUGCGCUCCAAGAGGAGGAACAAGCCAGCAAACAGAUUAAUCCAAAGCGGCCCCGCGCACUGUAGCCUGGAACACGUAUUCGAAGAGGAACGACAAAUACAAGAGUCCUGUAGGCUUCUUGAUAGUAUUCAGAAGUAUUCUGAAAAAACUUUCCUAUCAUUACAUGUGAAAUGAUUCAAACUGUUCGUUUAUUUUCUUACAAAUCAGCCGAGGACAAAGAAGGGGAUUUUGUUUAUUUUUAAACCCUUGUUGAAUUGAUUUUGAGGAAAGCUUUUCUUGUUUUUUUAUUAGUAUUGAUUUUAUUUAUUUACUUUUUCAUUGUAGGUUAAGGGUACAAACUUGUAUCGGUUGAUACUCACAUGUUCUACCCUUUUGGGGUUCCAUUGAAGACCUUCAUUUGAUCUUAUUCUGAAUCGUAUGCAUGAACACUUAGCAACAGUUUACCACUCCGUUCCUAGCAUGACUGACUUGGUUCAUCUGCACUUUAAAUAACCUUGUCUUGGGGGUUGUUUUUCAUAUUUGGCGGUGUGUAUAGCUGUUUCUGUUGAUGGGCUGUUACAGCAUUUUAUCUUGCUUUUUAUUAGGGCAUAAUAAUCAAAGACCUUCUCAUGGAAGCAUUUGAUGCACUGGGAGUGAAAUGCUGAGAUUAUGUAAAUGAAUGUUAGAAUUGUCAGCGGUUAUAUUCGUUUUUGUUGGUUUGACAGCUGUUCCCUCUCACAAUACCUUCUUUAAGUUGCCCAUAUGCUUAUGUGCCAUAUCAUGAAGUUAACGGUUUACCAAAACACUUCUCCUUCAGUGUUUUUUCCAAGACUUUCAACAUUCUCACAUCAACUAAUAAACUUUGUAAUAAGAUAUAAAGCUAGAGUAAAACUCUCAUAGCAAAUUAAUAGGAAAUCCACUUAUCUACUGCUGUAUGGAGUGUUACAGGCAUCUCUCAACUUCAGUGGUUGCUAAAUAAAGAAUAAUUCAACAAAAUUUGCCUUUUCCUGUUUUUUUUCU
Messenger RNA from Triplophysa rosa, 3306 nucleotides. RefSeq names its product kinesin family member 2a (gene kif2a). Bases 180 to 2372 code for a protein of 730 amino acids. Lineage: Eukaryota; Metazoa; Chordata; Actinopteri; Cypriniformes; Nemacheilidae. The transcript has 21 exons. Gene Ontology annotation, molecular function: ATP binding; microtubule binding; microtubule motor activity. The record is from RefSeq and is a predicted model, not a curated record. Gene Ontology annotation, biological process: microtubule-based movement.